Molecule: messenger RNA, 849 nt
Organism: Schistosoma turkestanicum
Lineage: Eukaryota; Metazoa; Platyhelminthes; Trematoda; Strigeidida; Schistosomatidae
Source: the annotation of a GenBank genome assembly
GGCGGGGUCGUACUAGUUUUCUAAAUCCUAUUAGAUUGUACAUGUUGGAUUUAUGUCGGAUUUCCGGAUAUGUUUUGACGGAUUCUUUUUUAUCAACACAUUAUAGUAAUGCCGCAACACCGAAAGCAAGUGAACGGCAAUUGUAACGUUCAGAACCAGCCAAUUUCUCGUGUAAUUCACAGACCAAUCCCAAUUACUGCAUCGUCCGUUGUCCUUUCACCUUUCGAAUUAGUCACUCCAAGAAUGCCUGUACGAACUGGGGGCGAUCCACCUGAGGCAGUACCUUCCGGUCACUGGUUUCAUGGAAAUAUAAGUCGUGAGGACACUGAAAGACUACUCAAACAUCAUUCGCAAAAUGGCACCUUCCUCAUAAGAUUCAGUAUAUCGACCCACAAAUAUGUUCUAAGCGUCAUUUAUAAUCAACAGCUAUACCACUACCCUAUCGAAGAAUUGUCUGAUGGAUUUUAUCAGGUCAAUGGAACAAAUGCUAAAUAUCUAGGUAUUGACUUGCUCGUAUCAGAGUUCCGGCGUGCAAAUAAUUGCAUAGUGUGUUCACUAGGAAAACCUGCACCAGGCAUGCGACCGCCUCCACACAUUACUGUCUAUGGUGUAACCAACGAUUUGCAUCAUGCUGUAAGGAAGGCAAAUCUUAAGGGUGUUCGUGAUCUAUUUGCACGUGUCAAUUCAAUGGGAGUAACAAGUUUGUCAGAUUAUGUAAAUGAAAAAUCAGCUGACAGUGGUGCUACUCCAUUAAUUGAAGCUGCUAAAACAGGCUCUAAUGAUAUUGUUCGAGUAAGUAUAAGUUUUACAAAUUGUAGAUUGUUUUAUGCAACCGAUUAUUAUUAUUAG